CUAUUUCUUCUCCUGCUGCUAUAGCGGGAUCAAACGUUUAGAAAUGCAGCUUCUUACGUCAUUCAGCAUACUACGCAUUUUAUCCAUGCUCCCACGUUUUCAUAACGCUGACUCAGCAGAAUACCGGGCUGUUGUGUAUCCCGAGAUUUUCGAUGGCCGAGAUGAACGCACAAGAGUUCUUAAGAUCAACGACGAGAUCACUCUGAACCUGGAGCCAAGUUCAAUCCUUCACGAGAACUUUUUCCUGCGUACAUAUCGUCAGGGAGUAGCAGUGCACAAAUACUUCAACGUUGACGAACUACAAAAGGAUAUGUAUCACGAUGCGGGACGCCUAGCGGUGGUGACAAUUUCGGAAGAAGGAGGGAGACUGCAAGUGGAAGGUGUCCUUGGUCCAAAGCUGAAGAUCAGGCCCAUGGAUGUCAUGGAACGAUCGGUUGAUGGUCGUCAAGCUCAUCUUGUAGAAAAUAUUGACGAUACGGACUCUGACAACGUGUAUGGGAUACCUAAUCCAAAGAAAGUUGACGAGCGCGCUGAGAAUCCCAAGACCGGUUUUGAUCCAAACGCCUUCAGUGUAAAGAUGAUUCAUCCCGAAAUAUUUGUUGUUUGUGAUUCGGUCUUUCACAAAGGAUUUAACACCACUGCGAAGAUGAUCAAAUACGUGAUGAUAGUUUAUCAAGUUGUUAACCUGCGGUACCGCACAGUUAAGACCGUCAAAGUAAGGCUCUUGUUGCGUGGCAUCGAAGUAAGUGAGCUAAGGCAGGAACAAACAUAUUAUCAUUACCUUGGAGGUAACGAUAUUGAUGGCUUUGCGUCCAUCACCAAUAUUGUGAAAUUCUUCAAGGAAAAGGAAGAGUUUUACGGGAAAUACGACUUGGUGUACUUUUUAACAGGGAUGAACAUGGUGGCGAUACAAGGAACGACUAGACUAGACAGCCUUUCAGGAUUCGCAUUCGCUGCUUCCGCAUGCUCGGAUAGCCGGCAGCAGCUCGGCGAAGAUACACCGUACACAUAUCGAGGAAUACGCAUUACGGCGCACGAAGUUGCCCACACGUUGGGAUGCACGCACGAUGGCACGAGGGCACCAGGGCAUAGCAAAACGUUUACGCCUGACGCUUUAAGAUGUCCUUGGGAUAUUGGUAACCUAAUGAGCUAUGAAGAAAAAGGCAGCAACAGCAUGAGAUUUUCUUCUUGCUGCGACUACGAUAUAGCUCAAAUGGCAUGGACAUAUGAAGGUGUUUGCUUGAGAACAAACGACACAGCAGUAAUUGCUGAGAGGUGGAAGGCGCGUUAUAGGCUGCCCGGGGAGUUUCUGAGCAGAGACAAGCAGUGCAAGCUAACUUACCCAGAGCUUGCAGGUACAUAUUAUAUGAGGGAUCUGGGUAACGAAGGCUGCAUGAUACACUGUUUUGUUCAUGGAUAUCAGUUCCAAGCAGCUGAUCACCAAUGGGAAGCGUGGCUCAUAGAUGGCAGUCCAUGCACAAGCGAUAGAAAAAUGAUAUGUAUAAAUGGAGAAUGCGUCCCAGAUGAGAGACCCGCAACACGUAGAACCAAAAAAGCAAAACGCACUACCAAGUCAGUGCCGAAUGAGGAUGGUUCCGAAGAUGCGAACAUUUCUACGAAAGAAGACAUAACUACUGAGAUAUAGUUGAACAGCAGUCUUGAGCAAUGAAUAAAAAAGCACGUGUA
Messenger RNA from Rhipicephalus sanguineus (brown dog tick), 1686 nucleotides. RefSeq names its product venom metalloproteinase antarease-like TtrivMP_A. Gene Ontology annotation, molecular function: metalloendopeptidase activity. The record is from RefSeq and is a predicted model, not a curated record. NCBI's taxonomy places the organism in Eukaryota, Metazoa, Arthropoda, Arachnida, Ixodida, Ixodidae. The transcript is spliced from 14 exons. Gene Ontology annotation, biological process: membrane protein ectodomain proteolysis. The coding region runs from base 44 to 1645 and encodes 533 amino acids.